GUUAGUGGUCCGCUAGUUAUUAGAGCGAGAGGAAAGUAGGUCAUAGCGAAUGUAUAGUGAUACUGGUCAUCGCCGUCCAUAUUCGCCUGGUUAUACAUGUGCUUCCCUGCCUUCUUCAUAGGAGGAUCGUGUCAGAAAGCCUCAGGAAAUGAAGAAAGAGCAGCCCUCCUCUAUCUCUGUGAUGAUCUAAUGGCAGACCAAAGAAUGGACAUCUCCUCCACGAUGAAUGAGUUCAUGUCUCCCAGUUCCACUGAGCUGAUCAGCAGCUCCAUGGGUUCCACAGGCAUGGACUUCAACCGCAAGAGGAAGGGCAGCAUCACCGACUAUGAAAUCGAUGGAUUUUCUUUUGAAUCUGACUCUUCAUGGAUGAGAUUCCUCAUCCCAAGCUCACAGCUCACACAGUCCCCUGAGAGUGACCGGGACAGUAUGGACACAGACAAGGACAAACCACUUGGAAGGGCCGAUCAGCAGAUGAAGAACGCAAGAGAGGCUCACAGUCAGAUAGAGAAGAGACGCAGAGACAAGAUGAACAGCUUUAUCGAUGAGCUGGCUUCAUUAGUGCCUACCUGCAAUGCCAUGUCCCGCAAGCUGGACAAGCUCACGGUGCUGCGCAUGGCCGUCCAGCAUAUGAAAACUCUACGAGGUGCUGCAAACCCUUAUACUGAAGCUAACUACAAGCCGGCCUUUUUAUCAGACGAUGAGCUGAAGCACUUAAUUUUAAAGGCUGCUGAUGGUUUUCUCUUCGUUGUGGGCUGCGAUCGGGGGAAGAUCCUUUUUGUCUCAGAGUCUGUCUACAAAAUUCUAAAUUACAGUCAGAAUGACCUGAUUGGCCAGAGUUUGUUCGAUUAUUUGCAUCCUAAAGAUAUUGCAAAAGUCAAAGAGCAGCUUUCAUCAUCUGAUACAGCUCCACGCGAGAGACUCAUCGAUGCUAAAACCGGGCUGCCGGUCAGAACAGACAUCGCACCUAGUCCCUCCAGACUGUGCUCAGGGGCCCGACGCUCCUUCUUCUGCAGAAUGAAGUGCAACAGGUCUAUGGUCAAAAUGGAGGACAAGGAUUUUCCCUCGACUUGCUCCAAAAAGAAAGCUGAUCGCAAGAGCUUCUGCACCAUCCACAGCACAGGCUAUCUGAAGAGCUGGCCGCCCACCAAAAUGGGUUUAGAUGAAGACAAUGAGCCUGAUAACGAAGGCUGUAAUCUCAGCUGCUUAGUGGCCAUUGGCCGGUUACAUCCUCACAUUGUCCCACAACCCGUGAAUGGAGACAUCCGGGUGAAGCCCACAGAGUAUGUCUCACGCCACGCCAUCGAUGGGAAGUUUGUCUUCGUGGACCAAAGGGCCACAGCCAUUCUUGCUUAUCUACCUCAAGAGCUUCUGGGCACGUCUUUCUAUGAGUAUUUCCAUCAGGAUGACAUCGGGCAUCUCGCUGAAUGCCAUAGACAAGUCCUACAAAUGAGAGAGAAGAUCAACACUCACUGUUACAAGUUCAAGAUUAAAGAUGGCUCUUUUAUAACUUUAAGAAGUCGCUGGUUCAGUUUCAUGAACCCUUGGACCAAAGAAGUAGAAUACAUCGUGUCUACCAAUACAGUCGUCUCGGGCAGUUCGGUUGAUGGAGCGGAGCCUGGUUUUCCUCAGCUCUCUGCCUCCCCCCAGAGUAUGGACAGUGUUCUUACAGCUGCUGACGGCUCAGGGAAAACCGUUCCUGGACUCCCCGGAGGCACAAGAGCAGGAGCAGGGAAGAUCGGCCGCAUGAUCGCAGAAGAAGUGAUGGAGAUUCACAGGAUACGAGGCUCGUCGCCCUCUAGCUGUGGCUCAAGCCCGCUGAAUAUCUCCAACAGCACACCUCCUCCCGACACCUCCUCACCAGCUGCCAGAAAGAUGUCCAAUGGCGGGACUCCAGACAUUCCCUCUGCAGGGCUUGGGUCAGGCCAGGACAGCAUAGGAUACCCAUACUCAAACAGCUCCAUUUUAAGUGACAAUUCUCACAUUGGGAUCGGGGACAUCAUGGACGAGCCGGGCUCAAGCAGCCCCAGCAGUGAUGAAGCGGCGAUGGCCAUCAUCAUGAGCCUGCUGGAGGCCGACGCAGGUCUCGGGGGACCAGUGGACUUCAGUGACCUGCCCUGGCCGCUCUGAGGGAAUCAUGACUCUUUCUUACUGUGUCCUGACAGGUUGCCACAGCAAUGACGUUAUUAUGAACCUGACAAUCAACAUGUGCCGAAGCUGUUAUUGUUGGUGAUGUUACGUUUGUUUUAGUCAAGGUGUCUCAGGUAGCUCCGCCCACUUUAAACAAAGACUUCCACUUUACCCCAAAGGACUUUUCCAUGAUUUUCACUUACAAAAAGUUCAUUUCCAUGACUUUUCAUCAUAUAUUUACAAUUUAGUGUCUACAGUAAUCCGAAUAAUGGAGGUUUUGUUUAUAAACGUUCCACACUGUCUUUUUCAGUUAUUUCCAUCAUCCACACUAAAAC
This is a messenger RNA of Danio rerio (zebrafish), 2462 nucleotides long. NCBI's taxonomy places the organism in Eukaryota, Metazoa, Chordata, Actinopteri, Cypriniformes, Danionidae. The record is from RefSeq and is a predicted model, not a curated record.